Messenger RNA from Penicillium brevicompactum, 1170 nucleotides. Its product is annotated as PP2C family serine/threonine-protein phosphatase. The record is from RefSeq and is a predicted model, not a curated record. The coding region runs from base 1 to 1170 and encodes 389 amino acids. NCBI's taxonomy places the organism in Eukaryota, Fungi, Ascomycota, Eurotiomycetes, Eurotiales, Aspergillaceae. The transcript is spliced from 3 exons. Gene Ontology annotation, molecular function: protein serine/threonine phosphatase activity. Gene Ontology annotation, biological process: protein dephosphorylation.
AUGGAAAAACACAACGCACCGCCCACUGGGCAUGGAAGAGGCGACCAAAAGGCUGAAGCAGGAAGAGACAUCAACGGCUUCAGAGUCGCCAGGCGAGACCGAUAUGAUUCGAACCGAUACAGUGAGAGUUGGAAGCGCCACAACGUCGAGGACGACUUAUCGUGGGGCCGAAUGAUGGUGGGUAAUGCUGAUUGGCGAUACUGGGGAGUUUACGACGGUCACUCAGGUUGGGCAACCUCAUCAAUUCUUAAAGAAUUUCUCCACAAGUAUGUUAGGAGAAAACUCGACAAAUUAUCCGCUAAGGAUUUGAAUGACUCCGAGGCGAUUGAGGUGGCCAUGAAGUCUGCAUUCAUUGAGCUGGAUGACGAGAUCGUCUCCGACGGUCUGGCUGCCAUCUAUGAACCAAUUACCCACGCAGAGGCCAUGUGUCGCAUUGCACCCUCCAGCUGUGGGUCCUGUGCGCUUCUAGCACUGUAUGAUCCGGAGAGGUCCAUCGUCCAUAUUGCUGGUGCUGGCGACUCACGUGCCGUUCUCGGUCGGCAACAAGAUGGUGACAACGGGGAUUGGGUCUCCAUUCCACUCUCGGUUGACCACAGUGGUAGUAACCCAGACGAAAUGGCCCGAAUUAAUGCCGAACAUCCCGGCGAAGACCGCUUGUUUUCCGCCGCUGGUCGUUUUCUCGGAUCAGAGGUGACUCGAAGCUUCGGAGACAAUCGGCGGAAGUGGCCGAAGGAGGCACUGGAGGACUGGAAGAAUGGCUUCUUUGGCCGAGUUUACAACACGGACAUACAAACACCGCCAUAUGCCACCGCGUUGCCAGAUGUGAAGAACAUAAAGGUUGAGCCAGGCGACUUUCUCAUCCUCGGGACAGAUGGGUUUUGGAACCAUGUGUCCAAUGAGGAUGCGGUAGCAAAAGAGAAAUAUUCAGAUUGCUGCCCAGGUGACGAUGUCCAAACACCAGGGAAGGAGCCGGAACGGCAUAUGUAUCCGUAUAACUGGGUGAUGGAACGAGAUGACUUCAUCGUCAAAGAUGAUAAUGUAGCCACGCACUUGGUUCGCAACGCAUUUGGAGGCAAGGAACGGGAUUUGUUUUGCAGUGUCAUGAGCCUUUUGCCACCAGAUUCUAAGGAGGCCAGAGACGAUGUAACCGUAGUUUUUAUUCUCUUCUAG